AUGAAAAACAUAGACACCCUCCUCACGCUCCUCAUCCCGGUGCUCGUCGUCGUCCACCUCGUCGUCGCCCCCUACACCAAGGUCGAAGAGUCCUUCAACAUCCAGGCCGCCCAUGACGUCCUCGUCUACGGCACGCCCGUUGGCCGCGGCGCCGGUCUGCGCCUCGAGCAGCGCUACGACCACUUUGCCUUUCCCGGCGCCGUCCCGCGCACCUUUGUCGGCGCCGUGCUGCUCGCCGGCAUUGGCCAGCCCGUGAUCCAAUUGGCCAACUCCGUCGGCGCGCUCAUGGGCGGUCCCGCCGCCCAGACGGCCGUCCGCGGCGUGCUGGGCCUGGCCAAUGCGGCGGCCAUGGUGGCGCUGUCGCGGUCGCUGGGUGCCGCCUGCGGCCGGUCCGCGGCGCGCUGGUACGUGCUGCUGCAGGCCAGCCAGUUCCACGUCCUCUUCUACGCGUCGCGCACGCUGCCCAACACGUUUGCCUUUUUCCUGACGACCUAUGCCUUUUCGUUCCUGCUGUCGCCCCAGGGCGCCCGCGCCACCCGCCGCGCCGACAUACGCGCCGGCGGCCGCAUCCGCGUCGCGCUCUGCCUGCUGUCGUACGCCGGCGUCGUGUUCCGUGCCGAGGUGGCCAUCUUGCUGGCGGCCGUGGCCGCGUACCUCGUCGUGGCCCCGCUGGCCACGGCCGAGCGCAUCGUGCGCACCGUCGCCGUCGCCGUCGCCGUCGCCCUGGCGCUGUCCGUCCCCAUCGACUCGUACUUCUGGCAGACGUUCCCGCCCGUGCCCUACUGGCCCGAGCUGCACGGCUUCCUGUUCAACGUCGUCCACGGCCAGGCCAGCGCGUGGGGCACCAGCCCCUGGCACUACUACUUUACGUCGGCCCUGCCACGCCUGCUGCUCAACCCGCUCGUCUACGUUGUCUUGAUCCCCGUGGCGCUGCGGCGCCCCGCCACGGCGGGCCCGGCGUCUCUGCUCGUCUGGCCCAGCCUGCUUUUUGUCGCCGUGUACUCGCUGCAGCCGCACAAGGAGGCGCGUUUUGUCCUGUACGUCGUGCCGCCAUUGACGGCGGCCGCCGCCCUGGGCGCCGACCAGCUCACCAAGAGUGUGAGUGUCCUCCGCCACCAAGAACAAGAACGCGAUGCCAGCACCGCGGCCCAGAACGCCAGCGACCGCAAGCCGGCUGCUGGUGGACCGGCCGUCCUGUCCAAGCUCACCUGGUACGCACUGGUGCUGUCCGUCCCCGUCGCCUUUGCCGCCAGCACGGCCAUGCUGCUCGUCUCGGCGCUCAACUACCCUGGCGGUGAGGCUCUGGCGGCCCUGCGCGACCUAGCCACGGCUGAUGCGGCUGCGGCUGCUGCUGCUGCUGCUGCUGCGGCUCCGGCAAGCCCUGCCGACACGCCCUUUGUCGUGUCGGCACACGCUGAUGUGCUGGCCUGCAUGACUGGCGUCACGCUGUUCGGCUCCGCCAUGGGCGCCACACUCCUCAGCCACCGCUUCGCGGAAGAGCAGCGACACGCUGCUCUGGCCCGUGCCGCUCUGGCGGCCAACCUCGAUCCCUUUGACCCCAACGCCGACCGCCUCCUGCCCGCUGCCGGCAAGAAGCCGACGGCCGUUGCUGGCCCAGGACAACCGCCCCAGCUGCUUGUCGACAAGACCGAGGAUCCCGCCGUGCUCCGCGACCCGGCCUUUUGGACGCAGUUUGACUACGUCCUCGUGGAAGACCCCAAGGCCGUCGUGACAACCGCGGCCGGCAGCGCCAGCGGCCAGCCGCAGUCCCAAUGGGACACCGUCGCUGUCGUCGAGGGCUAUGCCGGCAUCGAGGUGCAGCGUCCCGGCCACAUGAGCUCGCGCGCCGACGAGGAUGAAGGCGCGCGGCCGACCGUUGUCGGGCACGGCGCCACAGUGGCACGCCUGCGCCAGGCGGUGCGGUCUCUGACGGGCGGGUGGUGGGCCGGUCCGCGCAUGGCGCCGCGGAUCUAUAUUCUGCGGCGCGUCAAAGGGGACGGCGCCGCGGUGGCCGGCAGCGGUAAGGCGAAGGCGGCAGCAUAA
This is a messenger RNA of Sporothrix brasiliensis 5110, 2043 nucleotides long. Its product is annotated as alpha-1,6-mannosyltransferase. The record is from RefSeq and is a predicted model, not a curated record. Gene Ontology annotation, biological process: protein N-linked glycosylation. NCBI's taxonomy places the organism in Eukaryota, Fungi, Ascomycota, Sordariomycetes, Ophiostomatales, Ophiostomataceae. Bases 1 to 2043 code for a protein of 680 amino acids. The transcript has 2 exons. Gene Ontology annotation, molecular function: alpha-1,6-mannosyltransferase activity. Gene Ontology annotation, cellular component: endoplasmic reticulum membrane.